CUAAGUGGGAGGUGCAAUGAGCUGCGGGUAAACAACGUCGUGCGCGGUAUUAGUUCUCAAACAGGCAUUCGAUGAUGUCUCGUAUCGCACCGCAAACGUAGAAUUGCAUCCACCCAAGCCUCACCCUGGUAUCUUAUCGGUACGACAAUCGCGUGUGUUAAUCGGAAUGACCCGGCGAGUCUCCAUGGCUUUGGUUUAAAAUCUUGAUCACACUCCAAACGGUCCGGAAGACGGAGAAGCUAGUGGUUAUAAAUGUGCUGUCUCAGCAUAAAGUGAAAAACCGGUGGUGUAACCAAUUCGAGCUGUCAGCUUCAGUUGAAAGUUAAUUGAAUUCCGUUCAACCCACAAUCGAAAACGUGUUUGGGAGGCUCCUGCUCCUGUAGUGGGGACGUGAGAUUCUUGAGCUCAUUUUUAAUUGGAAGCGUCGGAAUAGGUGAAAUGCAAGAAUGGCUGAAAAUCUCGCUGCUGUUGUGUACUUUUGGUUUCUUCCGAGAGAUGCGCCCAUCGGAACCAUUCGUUACCGAGUUCCUGUCCGGCGAGUGGCGCGACAUCCUGCCGGAGCAGCUGAACCGUGAUGUAUACCCCGUCGGCACGUAUACCUAUUUGGGGGUGUUAAUUAUUAUAUUCCUCGUGACAGACAUUUUGAGAUACAAAUCGAUAAUUAUCUUUUCUGCCUGCGUUGGCGUCGUCAUUUGGUCUCUCCUGCUAUGGACUACGUCACUUGCCGCCCUGCAGGUAGUUCAGGUGCUGUACGGAACAUACAUGGCGGCCGAGGUGGCAUACUACACGUACAUUUAUGCGAAGAUUAGCCGAGAUAAGUAUCAACAGGUAACGGGCAACACGCGAGCUGCCAUCCUUAGCGGACGGUUUCUGGCGAGCGUCCUCAGCCAGGCACUCGUGUCCACCGGAGCCAUGGAUCUACGGGAGCUUAACUAUAUCACGCUUGGUGCGCAAGCAUUCUCCCUGCUGUGGGCAUUCAUUUUACCGCCAGUCAAGAGCAGUGUCUACUUCUACUCCAAGGAAAGUCAGCAUUCGCAGUGCACUGGGGGAAAUCAAGUGAAGCAGGACGGAUCGACGCUGCAUAGCUCUGGGGAACAUGUAGAACAAAAUGUCCGGCAGGAAAUCGGUAACCACGCGAAUGCCGUGAACACAAUUUCAGUGCCAGUGGCUGCCACCGACAUAACCAAAUCCGACGUUAAUCUAACCUCCGCCAUGGAAGGGCAACAGACAGCGGCAGGGAAUGAGACUGAGCCUCGCUCUCGGUUCUCCUGCAAUCGUGCCGGCCGGCUGCUGUGGACUCACUUCAUCUCCGCAUACUCAAAUCUUACCGUGGUCCAGUGGAGCCUCUGGUGGUCCCUGGCGAUGGCCGGCUUCAUUCAGGUGCAGAUCUACGUCCAGCUCCUGUGGCAGGAAAUUGACGUUGACCAGGAGUACCUCUACAAUGGCGGGGCGGAGGCCCUCCUGACGCUGUUCGGAGCGGUUAGUGCCAUUGUUGCCGGCUAUGUGGCCAACCGAAUCUUUGAGCAGUGGGCUUUGUGGGUAUUGACGGUCUGCUCCGCCCUGCAGGGUGGCUUAAUAUUGUACUCCGGGUUUUCUACCAAUAUUUGGGCAGCGUACGCUGUUUACAUCCUGUUCGGAGUGCUGUACAUGUUCAUGAUUACGAUGGCGAGCGCAACGGUGGCCAAAUAUUUGGAGGAGGACAGUUUUGGAUUAAUUUUCGGCAUAAACACAUUCGCCGCGCUUGCCUUCCAAUCCAUUCUGACCGUGGUGGUCAUUUCCGAGUCCGGCCUGAUGCUGUCGCCCCGGGGUCAGUUCAAGGUUUAUGGUGGUUAUUUUCUGGCGCUGGCGUUGGUCUAUCUCAUUCCGGCGGUGGCCAGCAGCAUUAUCCACUGCCGGAGGCGAAAUUUAAACGGCUCGGUGGAGGCUGCCGCCAAGGAUGCUGUGCAUGGGAAGGAGGGCGACUGGACGACGACGAGGCGCAACAAUUCGGAUGCUCUUUCCACGCGGUUUUAAUGGUUGUGAAGUGAAGUACUGCCAAUAUAAUACUGAUAGUCGUGGAUUGUCUGCGUUUGAAAUUAUCACUGCCAUAAUAAAAUAACGGACACAAAGCGUGUGCGGAAAUUGUUGAAUUUUAUGUUUAUUAUUCUCCAUUAUUUUCAGCUACGAAUUUUUUUUCUAAUG
Molecule: messenger RNA, 2181 nt
Organism: Toxorhynchites rutilus septentrionalis
Lineage: Eukaryota; Metazoa; Arthropoda; Insecta; Diptera; Culicidae
Product: thiamine transporter 1-like
Exons: 6
Coding region: 439-2013 (524 amino acids)
Biological process (GO): vitamin transport; transmembrane transport
Cellular component (GO): plasma membrane
Molecular function (GO): vitamin transmembrane transporter activity
Source: RefSeq, a predicted model, not a curated record